Xenopus laevis (African clawed frog) is the source of this 1473-nucleotide messenger RNA. RefSeq names its product poly(ADP-ribose) polymerase family member 11 L homeolog (gene parp11.L). The transcript is spliced from 10 exons. Gene Ontology annotation, cellular component: nucleus. Gene Ontology annotation, molecular function: NAD+-protein mono-ADP-ribosyltransferase activity; NAD+ poly-ADP-ribosyltransferase activity; transferase activity. The coding region runs from base 454 to 1413 and encodes 319 amino acids. Lineage: Eukaryota; Metazoa; Chordata; Amphibia; Anura; Pipidae. The record is from RefSeq and is a predicted model, not a curated record.
UCUGCUGUGACGUUACAACCACCAGACUCGCACUGUUUUGAUCCGACAGCUGAUUUUGAAACCGGAAGUGCCGAAGAGCUGAGCCGGAAGUCAGAGAUAAAGGCUUAGAUACGCGAAGGGAGGAAAAGGGUCGAGGGUUGCCAAGCAUAUCUGAGAUUUCCAGGACACCCAAAGAGGAUCACUGGGGGCAUAGACAGUGCUGUGUGGCAAGAACAGUGCUCCAGUCAAUCUAAGGUCACAUUUGGACUCCCUUCUUUCUUCCCACGAGACCUGUAUCAAUAAAGCUGUUCAUCUGGGAUCAGAGGCCAAACAUUCAGUGGCAGAGAAGAUUCUGCUUAUCCCAUACAUAAGAAAUGUAGUGUGGAUGGGAAUGAAACAUUUCCACUGGGCAUGAAGAUAGUAUAAUAGCUAUGUUUCAGGAGCAAGUAUUGACCAGGGUUCUGGCUGCACGAAAUGAAAUCUGAAACAAUGGAGGACAUGGACAUAUCUGAAACACAGUGGGGCUGGUUUUAUUUAGCAGAGUGUGGCAAGUGGCAUAUGUUUGAGACCAGCACUAGCACACAAUGCUCAGUCAGCAGUGAUCAAAUUGAGCAGCUGUAUAAAAUGAAUCCCCUUGGAACGCUUAAUUUUACUACUGCAAAGUUUAACUAUGUUCUCAGUUUUACAGAGAUGACCCAGACCAACCUGUGUACCUGGAAAAAAAGGCCAGUCAAAAGAGCUCCAUUUUCUCUCACAGCAUUCAGUUAUAUAUGUGACAAUGGUUCUAUUCCGCUGCCAUCACACUGGGAGCAUGUAAACGACUCUGAACCCUAUCAGCUUGUUCCAUUACUAAGUAUUUCUAACGAAUACAGUGAAGUUGCUAGCCGCUUCGGUAAAACCAUGGAUAGGAGCUGCAUUAAAAGCGUUCAUAGGGUUCAGAACCUUGAUUUGUGGGAGUUUUACUGCAGGAAAAAAGCUCAGCUGAAAAAGAAAAAAAGAGUUUCGGAAAUAAAUGAAGAAAUGCUAUUUCAUGGCACUGACACUGCAUUUGUAGAUGCAAUAUGCAUUCAUAAUUUUGACUGGAGGAUAAAUGGCAUGCACGCUGCUGCCUAUGGAAAAGGGACAUAUUUUGCAAGGGAUGCAUCGUUAUCAAGCCAGUUUUGCAAAAACAAUGGAAAACACGGAGAUACACUGCAAAGCCAUGGUAUUGACUUGAAUAGGUGUUCUUCGUGGUCGAAAAAAUGUAUGUUUCUUGCCAGAGUACUUGUCGGGGACUAUGCUGUUGGGAACUCAAAGUACAUUCGACCUCCUUCAAAAGACGGCACUUUGGUAAACUUAUAUGACAGCUGUGUCGACGACCCAUUCUGUCCCCGCAUUUACGUCAUAUUUGACUCCACCCAGAUUUACCCAGAGUACAUCAUACAAUUCGCUUAGUUGAUAUCUGCAGCCACCUUCUUACCAGUCGAUUGCACUCAUUACAAGUUGUGAAAAGUA